Molecule: messenger RNA, 2104 nt
Organism: Poecilia reticulata (guppy)
Lineage: Eukaryota; Metazoa; Chordata; Actinopteri; Cyprinodontiformes; Poeciliidae
Gene: cdr2l
Product: cerebellar degeneration-related protein 2-like
Source: RefSeq, a predicted model, not a curated record
AGUAGUUGGUCACCGGGCUGCUGGCUGCCAGUCUGCGUCUUUAAAGGACGCCGCCGCCGCCGCAGCAGCAGCAGCAGGGCCCCCGCUAGCAGAGGCUCCCUGAACCACCAGCGCUGCUGCUGCAUCUCUGGAGCCUCCAACACCUGCAGGUGGUUUCAGAAGCAGCAGCUGCUCUGCCUGGAUUUAAGCCGUUCACAUCACUCUGAGAGGCAGCGCCGCUACUGUUUGUUUGUGCUUCCACUUCCGGGCGGGUCUGCUCUUCAUCGCCGGUGGAAGAAGGAGGAGAAGGAAGAGAAGUUCACCCGGCAUCGAUGCUUCGAGCUGGGAGGAUGGAGGAGUUUGUAACGGAGGAGGAGGAGCCGUGGUACGACCAGCGGGACCUGGAGCAAGACCUGCAUUUGGCCGCGGAGCUCGGCAAGACUCUCCUCGAACGCAACAAGGAGCUGGAGGACUCUCUCCAGCAGAUGUACAUCAACAACGAGGAGCAAGUGCAAGAGAUAGAGUACCUGUCCAAGCAGCUGGAAAUGCUGAGGGAGAUGAACGAGCAGCACGCCAAGGUGUACGAGCAGCUGGACGUGACGGCCCGAGAGCUGGAGAUCACCAACGAGAAGCUGGUGCUGGAGAGCAAGGCCUCGCAGCAGAAGAUAGACAGGUUGACGGGCACCAUGGAGACCCUGCAGAGUCAGGUGGACGGUCUCACGACUCGGGUGGAGGAGCUGCGGACCCUGGAGGAGCUGAGGGUGCGCAGAGAGAAGAAGGAGCGGCGCAAGACGGUCCACUCGUUCCCCUGCCUCAAGGAGCUCUGCACUGCUCCCAGAUACGAGGAUGGGUUCCUCUUGGCCAACCCUGGCAGCGUCGACCUGGUGGAGCGGCAGCCUCUCGAUGAGGAAAACGACCGCCUCAGAGACAUCGUGUCCUCCCUGCACUCGGCCAUGGCCUCGGAGCGGUCGAAGCGGGAGAGCGUGGAGCGGGAGUGCGCCGUGGUGCUGCAAGAGUUCGAGCAGCUGGAGCAGCGCCUGCUGGGGGCCGAGGGCUGCAAGCUGCGGGUCCAAGAGCUCGAGGCGGAGCUGCUGGAGAUGCAGCAGCUCCGGAAGUCCAGGGUGUGUCUCAUCGGGGACAUGGAGGACGGCUUGGAGACGCUGCUCGGCAACGGCCCCGAGACGGACACCCCGGAGGAGGAAGGCGGGCAGGAGGAGGGCGGUGAAGCCGAGGGAGGAGCCGGGCAGCAAGGCGGAGGCCCGGUGCGGAAGAGCUGCAGCGACACGGCCCUGAACGCCAUCUCGGCUGCGUCCGGUCGGCGCCAGGGCGGGUACCCGCUUCAGGGCAACGGCGCCCGCAAGCGGGGCAUGUCCAUCCUGCGGGAGGUGGACGAGCAGUACCACGCCCUGCUGGAGAAGUACGAGGAGCUGCUGGGGAAGUGCAGGCGACACGAGGAGACGCUGUGCCACGCCGGGGUGCAGACAUCGCGGCCCGUCUCCAGAGACCCCUCCAUGAGGGAGUACUGCAUGAGCUCAGCGGAGCCUUCCACGUCCGGGGCCGGCGCCGUCAGACCCCCAACGCCUCCGCAGACCCCCUCCACCCCGGAGGCGCUGGAGGGAAUCAGCAGGCAGGUGGAGCAGGUGGACAAGCGGCUGAGUCAGAACACGCCGGAGUACAAAGCGCUGUUCAAGGAGAUCUUCUCCCGGCUGCAGAAGACCAAGAGGGACAUGAACUCCCCGAAGAGCCGAAAGACUCACAAAUAAAACUGAACUCCCCCCCUCAACCCCACAAGAACCUAAAUGCACUGAGAAAAGCUCAAGCUAAUUUACAAAGCAUUACCUCACAGUUCAGCUGCUGAAGUAUAGGAAACGCUACUUAUUCAUGUAAAACUGCCAAAUGUUAUUUUGCUGCGCAGGAUGUUUUAUACAGGCCAGAGAUCAGAAGGUAAAGAUGGUUUUGUUUUGUUUCUGCAAUUGAAAUGUCAGUGAUUGACUAUUUCAAUUAAUAAGCCAAAUGAACCUAAAGCAGAAAGUGUGAGGAGCUUUGGACAUUUCCAGCAUGUACUUGUUUAUAACAUCACUAAAUGCUUAAAAAAAUGAAUAAAAUCACUGCAGGACCAAAACUA